Megalobrama amblycephala (Wuchang bream) is the source of this 4444-nucleotide messenger RNA. It is a transcript of the gene plekha5, whose product is annotated as pleckstrin homology domain containing, family A member 5. Bases 95 to 4396 code for a protein of 1433 amino acids. Gene Ontology annotation, cellular component: cytosol. Gene Ontology annotation, molecular function: protein binding; phosphatidylinositol-3-phosphate binding; phosphatidylinositol-4-phosphate binding. The transcript has 30 exons. NCBI's taxonomy places the organism in Eukaryota, Metazoa, Chordata, Actinopteri, Cypriniformes, Xenocyprididae. The record is from RefSeq and is a predicted model, not a curated record.
CCGCCUGCGCCCUGGACACCGUUGCUAAGGAAUCCCGAGUACGCGCGAGCGGGUCGGAGGCGCGCAGCUCGAGCGCUGCUCUCAGUGCUCAGACAUGGCGGCGGACCUGAACCCGGAGUGGCUGUCUUGCCUGCCUUCCUCAUGGAGUUACGGCGUGACCCGGGACGGACGCGUGUUCUUUAUCAAUGAAGAAGCGAAGAGCACAACCUGGCUGCAUCCAGUCACGGGAGAAGCCGUCAUUACCGGGCACAGAAAAACUCCAGAUUUACCCACCGGAUGGGAAGAAGGAUAUACGUUCGAAGGAGCCCGUUGCUUUAUCAAUCACAAUGAGCGAAAGGUGACCUGCAAGCAUCCCGUCACAGGCGUUCCUUCGCAAGACAACUGCAUCUUUGUCGUCAACGAACACCUGAAUUGUGGGAAACUUGUCCAUCCUGUUUUAAACAGACCAGCGACCAAAGCACCAGCGGCCGAGAAGAAAGAACGUCCAACCAGCACCAUGAGUGAAGCGUCGAACUACACAGGAGGCUCAGACUACACCACACAUCCCAGCAGUCCCACAACCAGACCAUCCAGGUCUUCAAAGAAAGUCCACAACUUUGGGAAGAGGUCCAACUCUAUCAAGAGGAACCCCAAUGCUCCGGUGGUGAAAAACGGAUGGCUUUACAAGCAGGACAGUACCGGGAUGAAGAUGUGGAAGAAGAGAUGGUUCGUGCUGUGUGACAUGUGCCUCUUCUACUACAGAGAUGAGAAAGAAGAAGGAAUCUUGGGAAGUAUCCUCCUGCCAAGCUUCCACAUCUCCAUGCUGUCCGUGGACGACCACAUAAGCAGGAAAUACGCCUUCAAGGCGACGCAUCCAAACAUGCGCACAUACUAUUUCAGCACUGACACAGCCAAAGAUAUGGAGUCCUGGAUGAAGGUUAUGACGGACGCUGCAAUGGUCCACACCGAGCCAAUCAGAAGGCUUGAAAAGGUAAAGGUUGACCCACGCAGCCCUCAGGAGAUGAACAACAUGCUGAAUCACCGAGUCCUGACCCGACCUGAGAUCCAAAACAACGAGAGAAACCGCGAGACGCACCGGCAGGAGGAGAAAAAGCAUAAACCCGUGGACAAGCAGCCCUGCAUCCAAAAAGACAAAGAGAGCAGGGGUAGCGUGCAGAAAGACGGAGAGCGAUACACCCUCCAGAGAGACACUGACAACUACGCUCUGCACAAAGAAGCUCAGAGACUCGCUCUGCAGAAGGACGGCGACCGCUACAUGCUGCAGAAGGACGUGGAGAAAUAUGUCCUUCAGAAAGACGGCGAGAAAUACUCCGUUCACAAAGAAGGAGAGAAGUACCUACUGCAGAAGGACGGGCUGAAGUACACAGUACACAAGGACGGAGAUAAAUACACGCUUCAGAGAGAGGGCGAAAAAUACGUGCCGCCAAAUGACGGCGAGAAGAUCCCACAGAAAGAUGCAAGGUAUCCUCUCACGCUCCCGAGAGAAGGAGAUAAGCAUAUGCAGCAGAAAGACCCGGAGAAACCCGUCCCACCCCCGCGGGAGGGCGAGAAAUACGGCUUCCAGAAAGAGGGCGCUGUGGAGCGGCCGCUCACCAAGAUCAACAGCAUCAAACUCCAGCCGGCUCAAGCGGCGGCCAUCGCUGCGGCCGUCUCGUCCUCCAGACAGCUCCAGAGCGCAGCGGGAUCCGCCCAGUACAAGCCGUCCCAAGUCAACGGUUCCGGGGAACGAGGAGGAGACAGAAGCCCCGGAGACAUGAGCAACACGAUGCCCCAGAGGACGACGGUCCCGCCACAGCCGGCAGAACCCGAGAGAACCCUGAGCAGAACCAACUCCAUGCAGCAGCUGGAGCAGUGGGUCCGUACGUACCGCACACGGACCCCGGACGAUGACACCAGGAGCAUUACGUCCUACCAAACGUUGCCCAGGAAUAUGCCAAGUCACCGGGCGCAGAUCGUGCCGCGCUAUCCCGAGGGCUACCGCACGCUCCCGCGCAACAUGCUGCGGCCGGACAGCAUCUGCAGCGUCGCAGGGUCCAUGUACGACCGGGCGCUGCAGCCCACUACGGCAGAGAAGCGCCGCUCCAUACGGGACGACACCAUGUGGCAGCUGUACGAGUGGCAGCAGAGGCAGGCUCACAGCCGGCUCGGAUACGGGACACUGCCCAGCCCCAAAACCAUGGGGCAGAUCGCCGAGUCCAUUCCCACGUCCCCUUCCCACGGAUCGCUGGCCGGUUUCCACACCUUCUCCCCUAAUCGGCCCCUAAACCCAGAUUCCCGCUCUGAAGUUUCCUCACCGGUGUUUCGUGGGGACGUGACUAUUGAACGUCGCCACCGACCGCACCUCUCUAAGUAUACGUACCCUGCCGAACGCAGGCCUGUUCCUCCCGCACAGAGCAUCACUGCACAGUCUCUGCAAGGCAAAACGCCAGAGGAACUGACCCUGCUGCUCAUCAAGCUGCGGCGGCAGCAGGCGGAGCUCAACAGCCUCCGUGAGCACACGCUCGCGCAGCUAAUGCAGCUAAACCUCGAUGCCGCCAACCCAAAGAGUGAAAUCCUUUCCCAUCACCUACAGAGGAAUCUCAUGUACUUGGACAGCCAGAUGAAGGAGAAUGAGCCAAUAAUCUUCAUGAUUCACACUAUGAUUGAGAACUCGGCGCCAAGGCCGCAACUGUACCAGCAACAGAUGAGUCCUGAAGAGUACAGAGAAAACACCUACUUGUACAAACCGGAGGAGCUGGACAUUGAUGCAAAGUUAAGUCGACUUUGUGAGCAGGAUAAAGUCGUGAGAACCCAAGAAGAAAAACUGCAGCAACUCCACAGAGAAAAGCACACGCUGGAGACGGCGUUACUGUCAGCCAGUCAGGAGAUCGAGAUGAACUCUGAAAACCCAGCGGCGGUCCAGAGCGUCGUCCAGCAGAGAGACGUUCUCCAGAGCGGCCUGCUCAGCACCUGCAGAGAGCUGUCGCGCGUCAACACCGAACUGGAGCGGAGCUGGAGAGAGUACGAUCGACUCGAGGCAGACGUCACACUGGCUAAAACGAACCUGCUGGAGCAGCUCGAGGCCCUCGGGAGCCCACAGACGGAGCCACCCAGCCAGAAGCAUGUUCAGAUACAGAAGGAGUUGUGGAGAAUUCAGGAUGUGAUGGAGGCUCUGAGCAAGAACAAGCCCAAGAGAAACGCAGAACCCAGUUUUCCUGGUGCAAACCCGCUGUCAAACCUGCAUAAAAGUGAAGAGUCAGACUCCGUGCCUCCGCGUCCUCCUCUCCCGUACUCGUAUGAGGGGGGAGACCGUCCGCCGUUGCCCCCGCUGCCCUCCCCUGGUUCUGGCCCGCCUCACGCGCCCCGUACCACCCCUCACCGGCCCGAGGACCGCAAGGCCGCCCAGCGCAACGGUGCCCACAGCGGCCCGGAUUACAGACUGUAUAAGAGUGAGCCGGAGCUUACCACAGUAGCUGAGGUUGACGAGAGCAACGGCGAAGACAAAUCUGAGCAGACUGCAGAGAAAGAGCCGCCCGGCGUCACCAAAGGUAUAGUUUACCCUGUUGGAGUGGUCAGCCCGAGGACUAAAUCACCCAUGCCUGAAUCCUCCACCAUCGCCUCUUAUGUCACCUUGAGGAAGAGCAAGAAACCUGACCCCAGAACGUCCCACCCGCAGGACCGUCCACGCAGCGCGGUGGAGCACAUGACCAGUGCCAUAGAGGUGGGCCGAACACGCAUGAGUGUCGAGGAGCAAAUGGAGCGAAUCAGGCGGCACCAGCAGGGGGCGCUGCGUGAGCGAAGAAGAGAGGACGGUUCGCUGUCACGCAGCCUCUCCUUCACUAAAGACAACCCGUACUACACCCUGCAGACGCGGAAGAAGAGCCCGGUGAUCUCUCCAGAUGAGCAGGACGAGCGCAGAGACGUGUCGCCUGAGGAACGGGAGCUGAAGGCAAAGUCCGCUGAUGCGGAAGAGAACUGCAGGGAAACUGAUGAUGUGGAAUCUGGAAAUGCCAACUUGGAGAACAAGGAGAAACCGGCCGUGUCCCGAUCGGCCUCCAUUAAAGAGUCUCUUCUGAAGAGCGCGGGUCCUAAACCGACGCUGAACGAGGACGAGUCGGAGCCUAAGCGUCUGAGUCCACUGGAGUACCGCAGGAGUCUGGCCACACAGAACAGCUUGCAGACGGCGGUCAUGGUACGCGUGGGCACCGAGGAAGACGACGAGGAGGAUGAGGAGGAUGAGAAGCCCUCCAGUCAAGAGCAGGACGUGUCUUAUGAGCUGACCAAUAGCAAACAUGGCACACUGAUGUCAGUGAACAGUCUGUCGACUCCGCCCCAAUCUCCAAGCUCCUCCUCCUCUCCCCCGCCUCCGCCCUCCCCCCCACAGCUGACGGACGGAUCUCACUUCAUGUGUGUGUGAGAGGAGAGAUGGACGAGUAAGAGACACACACACACACAACAGCGGUCC